Alternaria novae-zelandiae is the source of this 1563-nucleotide messenger RNA. RefSeq lists its product as uncharacterized. NCBI's taxonomy places the organism in Eukaryota, Fungi, Ascomycota, Dothideomycetes, Pleosporales, Pleosporaceae. The record is from RefSeq and is a predicted model, not a curated record. Bases 1 to 1563 code for a protein of 520 amino acids. The transcript is spliced from 2 exons.
AUGAACGCUGAAUCCCAGACGCCAUCGCACACCUCUUCAAACUCCGGUCCGUUGCCGGGCUAUACAUGCAUAUUCUCGCAACUAUCAGGGGAGCUGCGAAACCGCAUAUACGAUUGUAUCGUAGAAGAUGUUGGUUCGUCUGCCAUGCGCGUACACUACAAUCCUGAUCCAGCAAUGCCAUUCCAUGAGCGAUAUCCAAAGCACAAGUGUAUGGGCCUGACACAAGUUGACCGUAGAACGCGCACAGAGUUCGCGCCCUUGUAUAUGAACGGUCAUUACUUCCACUUCUCCCAACUAGCUCAUUUCUACCGUUCGGGUCUCGCUGGCAAGAACGAUGCAUAUCCCGCGCUAGUCCGCCUCCUAUCCAUGAUCAAAAAAGGACGGCUUAGACAACCAGCGGCAAUGGAGUUCGACUCGCCAAACCCAGGUCUCGACGUAACACUCUUAUUCCGGCUAGACCCGUAUAACUGCGAUGUCACAGGCCGCUGGUUCCUCGACACAGAAUACAAGAGCCACAAGAACGGCCUUAUCACCGGCGUUCUAUGCCGCAUGCUCGCAUGUCUGCCGUCAUGGUACCAUCUGUUGGCGCCCGGAGCCAUCACAAAGAUCAGCAUCUCGAAGUCCAGCUACCGGAGUGGCAAACCGUUCGUCCUCGUUACGGUGGAGCUUGACUCUGAGAUCGAAGUCUCCCGCGCUGCGAUCGUGCAUGCGCUUGUUGAACGGGCGCUGGCCGCAGAGAUGGAUUUCUCGAUGCCUGCUAGCGGACCGGCGGCAUCCCACAAUCUUUUGAGGGUGAACAUCAUUGUUGCCGGAGAAGCAGCUCAUGGAGUCAAGCUGCACCGCAAGCGCCGCGGCCGCUCUCAACACUCGAAACAUGCUCUGAGAGACCGUCACCCUAGUCGCCAAUUCCUCGGCCUUGCUCAGACGAACCAACUAUUCCGCUCCGAGUUCUGGCCGCUUUACACGAAAGCCCACCGCCCUAUCAUCAACAUCGAAGAGCUUGCCGAGUACCUUGAGGUCGUUCCGCACUCUGACGAAUAUAUCAAUAGCUCUAUCAUCACUACUCUGAAAGCCGUGCGCCUCCUCAAGACUCCCAAAGCCGUUGAAGCCCCUGGUAUCGAUAUUCGACCUCUUUUCCGCAUGAAGUGGAAAUCGUUCCCAUUCGUCGUUACCAAACGGUCCACGCAUCGGUAUUGCGAGGAGCACGAGAUAUUUCAUUGGCUUGUAAACAUAAGCUGCCGUAGGAGCCGGACCUAUAACAAAGUGCUCAGGGAUAAUGGGGUCGUUGCGAUCUAUUUGCAUAGACGCCAUAACGCCGUUGGCGUGUCUCCUGCGGUGGAAGACGUUAUCACAGUACGCCUGGGCGACCUCGUGAACAUGAGACUUAGCGGAGACAGAGUUAGCAUCUUCCAGAGUUUCGUUGAUGCUACGAGAACACUCCUAGUAUUCGGUUCCUGGAGUAACGUCGUGAUGGAAUGUACUAGCGGUAUGCAGAAGAUGACUGCGAGGAAGGGACAGACUAUCCUUGUCGAACAAUUGGAGGAUAUCUCGGAAGACGUGUGA